Messenger RNA from Xylaria bambusicola, 1402 nucleotides. RefSeq lists its product as uncharacterized. The record is from RefSeq and is a predicted model, not a curated record. Bases 147 to 1082 code for a protein of 311 amino acids. NCBI's taxonomy places the organism in Eukaryota, Fungi, Ascomycota, Sordariomycetes, Xylariales, Xylariaceae. The transcript is spliced from 4 exons. Gene Ontology annotation, molecular function: oxidoreductase activity.
AUAACCCUUGACAAGAGUCUGCCUUCGCCGAUUUAAAUCCAGCCUUGAGCAAUGAAGUAGCUUAGGAACGUUCAUGUGCCUGUUAAUGCCUUGAGAUGUGAUUUUCAUAAGACAUCCCUCAAGGCAGCCAGUCCCCACUUGCCACCAUGUCUACGAAGAGAGUCGCAUUGGUCAUCGGAGCAUCUAGGGGUAUUGGCAGACAAGUCGCUAUUGAUCUAGCAUUGGCUGAAGAUGGCUACCGCGUUGUUGUCGCAGCUAAGUCCACCAGCGACGCCAAGAGCGCCUCGCCUUUCCCUCCAGAUCCCAACUCUCCACAGUCGACGAUUAGUACCGUUGAGCGAGAGAUCCGGGAGGCAGGUGGUAAUGCAACUGCUAUAGCUGUUGAUGUCCGGAACUUCGAGAGCGUGAAGAGAUGUGUGGACAAAACUGUUGAGAUGUAUGGACGGCUUGAUGUGUUGGUCUAUAACUCAGGGGCAAUAUGGUGGGCGUCUGUUGAGGACACGCCCAUGAAACGCUUCCAAUUGAUGCAGAGAGUUAACCCCGAGGGACUUUACGGGGCAGUGCAGGCAGCCCUUCCGUACUUGAAGAAAAAUGGGAAUGGUCGAAUCAUAGUAGUCAGCCCUCCGAUAUACAGUCGUUUCUUCAGGGGAAAGACUGCUUACGCCAUGGGCAAAGUCGGUAUGAGUGUUUUGACAAAAGGCCUUGCAAUGGAUUUCCAAAGACAAACCCUCGACAUGGCAAUCACGAGUAUCUGGCCGGCGGCUGCGAUUGAGUCUGCAGCAACGCGCAAGGCGACAGAGAAGGAUCCCAGAGAAGUAGAAGAUUUGCGUAGGCCAACAAUCUUUUCGGACGCAAUUCUCGCGAUGCUACGAGCACCAGCUUCUAGCGUGAACGGACGGCUUGAACUUGAUGAGGAUUAUCUUCGCAGUGACGCUGGUGUCACUGACUUUUCAAAGUACUCUGUUGUGCCGGGGGCCUCACCUCGGAGAAUCAUGCCAGCUCAGUUUCCCGACCUCACUGUAAAGGAGCAAGAUGAUGAAGGUAAAAGGAUGAAUAGUGCUGAGGGUAGAGCAAAGCUAUAGGUUUUGCUAGAUAGGAAUUAGUAUAUCGCCGACGACAACUAAGAUAUAUGAUAGUUCUUGAUAUCCUUCUCAUCGAGGAAUAUCAAUUUGUUAGCUAAUUACAUUGAGCCGUCGCUGUCGCCACCCGGUCCUUUGAUGUCCCAGAAUCCAGGGAAAUAAUUAAAGGGGAAAAUAUGCGCAUACGACAGGCUGGAUCGUUUAGUAUAGUUACUUGACGUCUACCGAAUAAUGCGGGAUUCCCGAUGUUUAACGAUCCUCGCCGUAAUAUGACCGUCCUAGGCAUGUAGAGACACAGAAAACAGUUUUGCUUAGCCGACGGG